Molecule: messenger RNA, 977 nt
Organism: Hemibagrus wyckioides
Lineage: Eukaryota; Metazoa; Chordata; Actinopteri; Siluriformes; Bagridae
Gene: ssna1
Product: Sjogren syndrome nuclear autoantigen 1
Exons: 3
Coding region: 206-562 (118 amino acids)
Cellular component (GO): ciliary basal body; centrosome
Source: RefSeq, a predicted model, not a curated record
ACGCUCCCGGAAGGUAGUUUAUAAACGGCUUGGUCAGGGGGAAAAGUUUUCAAUUGUAAUCGCUCUGGAAACAGAAACAAGGAGGACGCCUGGGUCUGUAUCAGAGAAAUCAACAGCAAGAACCUUUACCUACAUGAGCAUUACACGUGGAACAUCACUGUAAAGCAGGUGGAAUUUGGGGGCGAUUUCUUAAAGAUAAUCAGCAAUGAGCCAACAAGGAGCUGCACUGCAAACCUACAACAACGAGCUGGUCAAGUGUAUAGAGGAGCUGUUCUUUAAAAGGGACGAGCUGAACAAGCAGAUCCAGCAGGAGGAAGAGGAGAAGACGCGCCUCCAGCAUGACAUCCGCGUGCUGACGGAGAAGUUAAGCCGCGUGUGCGAGAGUCUGGACCGCCGCCUCACCACACGCAAUGAACUGGACCGGACCAUCGCCGAGACGGAAGCUGCGUACAUGAAAAUUCUAGAAAGUUCUCAGACUCUGUUAAGUGUAUUGAAGAAGGAGACCGGAAACCUCACCAAAGCCACAGAGCCCCGGAGCACCAGAGACCGUUUACCCAUGUAGCCAUUUCCUUUACCUUUCCUUCUGAAAUGCUCCGACGCCGUACAGCAUUUAACCCUUUUUCCUCAUAUCUUGAUAUUUUAAUAUCAUUUCCUUUUAUGACCAUGCACUGUAUUUAAAUGAGAUGUUUUUAAAAUAAAGGCUAUUUCUCGUCAUGUCCUUUCGAUUCAUGACCAUGGAAGUUCUCACAACCGACCCCGUUAACCGCCUUCACUUUAUUGAACAGGUUUCCAUGUUUAAACAGUUGUUUUCAUUUUCAAAAUCAAAUGUACACAUAAAUUCAGCCCAGGACAGAAAUACAAGGAAAUGAAAUUGAACGUACAGUACGAACAGCAACCUGUUUCCACUAUGAAAAUAAACAGGGAGGUGUUGGAGGAGUGGAUGGACGGUGUGGUUUUUUUUUUUUUUUUUUUUUUUU